AAAAAUACCGUCACCACCACAUCGCACAAUCGAGGCCUUCCACGACGACCCUUUCUGCCUGGAGCAAGAACCCCCCGUUUCUCUUAACACACAUUCUUUAUCCCAAUGUCGAAUGAUUGCUGCAGUUUUCUUUUCUGUUGCUGCUCAUGCUUCUCAAUAUGCGGCCACUCUAACCUCUGUCGAUUGUGCCUAUUCUGUUCUCCCAGAAAGCGUCCCACCGCAGAGGAUGACGCAGAGCUAGACCGGCAGUACAAUGCCGUACUAGCAGAGCGGCAGGCCGAGCGCGAGCAAGCUCUCAGGGAGAAGCAGUACUCCAGGACACCCCAGAUGUCGACGGGGCCCAAAGGGCAUUCGCCAACCCCCAGUCGAGGCCAGAAUUUCUCCCCUCCGCCAGUGUACACGCCAGACCCUAGUGGUCAUCCCUCGCCGAACCCUCCUCCAGAAGAUUGUCGCCGUGGACAUAGUCCCCAGCCUUCUGGUGGGCAUAGUCCUCGACCCUCUCGACAUAGUCCCAGACCUUCAGCUGACUCCCGCAAUAACGAAGCUGAAGCUCGUCUGCCAAACCCUUACGACCGUCAUCAGUCCUAGGUAGUUUCGGGAGACCAUGAAGGGAAGGCGGUGAUCACCAGCCGUCUAGAUACUAAUUCACUUGCUGAGACUCGAGAUACCCAGUUUAUUGUUCCGGGAGCGUCUUGACGACGCACCGAAUUUUGUUCAGUAGUUCACAUCGUUCUCAUACACUGUACGUUACUUUACUGUUACAGGAUAUACAUAGGGUACAAUAUAAAGCAAAUGUGAGAUAUACCCAAGU
Desarmillaria tabescens is the source of this 811-nucleotide messenger RNA. RefSeq lists its product as uncharacterized. The record is from RefSeq and is a predicted model, not a curated record. NCBI's taxonomy places the organism in Eukaryota, Fungi, Basidiomycota, Agaricomycetes, Agaricales, Physalacriaceae. The transcript is spliced from 3 exons. Bases 106 to 588 code for a protein of 160 amino acids.